Molecule: messenger RNA, 2355 nt
Organism: Endocarpon pusillum Z07020
Lineage: Eukaryota; Fungi; Ascomycota; Eurotiomycetes; Verrucariales; Verrucariaceae
Exons: 4
Coding region: 1-2355 (784 amino acids)
Biological process (GO): regulation of DNA-templated transcription; DNA-templated transcription
Molecular function (GO): DNA-binding transcription factor activity, RNA polymerase II-specific; DNA binding; zinc ion binding
Source: RefSeq, a predicted model, not a curated record
AUGGACCCGUACCACCACCACCACCAUCACCAUCAUCAUCAUCCUAACCAGGCGGCGCCAUCGGCGCCACCGUUCGAAUCUUCCUCUUCGGCAAUCUCGGGUCGACCUUAUGAGCGGUCCACUAGAGUCCCUGUACGAGUCGCUGGUCGUCAUCAACCGCCUGUGGGGCCCGGUCCACCUCAGGCAAUGCAAUUCCCUCUUCAAACAAACUUCACUCGGGCAUAUGACUCCGAAUCCACUUCUCCUGGUGAAGCAGGAGCACCGGUAGCAGACCCCUUUGUGCAGGGUAGCACAUCGGCUGCCAGCACCACUCCUGGCUCAGGAGGCACUCCCAACCCCAAGAGGGCGUAUCGACAGCGACGCAAGGAUCCAAGUUGUGACGCAUGUCGAGAACGAAAAGUCAAAUGCGAUGCUACGGAAACCACAAGCUGCUCAGAGUGUUCCAGCAGAAACGUUAGGUGUCAAUUCACAAAGGAGACCAACAGGCGGAUGUCCUCAAUCAAGCAAUUUCAGGACCUUGAGAGACAGCUCCAGCACGCCCGACAACAAGUAGCCCACUACCGAUCGCUCGUGCCCAAGGGUGCACCCGCGAUGGAACUGGAACUGGGCAGUCCUCCGUAUCACGGGGCAGAAUUGCACCCAGUGGGCUCGCCUCCUCCACGACGCAAGAAGGCUGCGAUGCUCAGAGACUUUUCGCAAGUGAGAGCUAACUUAACAGACUACGGUCGCGGUCUGUUACAGAUACCAUCGCCCUACCGAGUGGCCGUUCCGCCAAGCAGCAAGCCAUUGGAAAUGCCCGAUCUGCCUCCGAGGCAUAUUGCAGAUCGUCUCCUUGCCUCGUACCACGAAAACUUUCACUUGCACUUUCCGGUACUCCAUUGGUCCACCUUUGAGAGCGAAUGUGAUGAAUUAUAUGGGACCAAGUCAUUAGCAUCUCUCGGCAAUGCAUGGGGUGCAGUGUUCCUAUGUGUCCUUGCUUGUGGAAGUCUGCAUACUCUAGGCCCGAGCUGGGCUCAAGACGGGAAAGCCUUCUUGACGACAGCAAUAGGGAUGACAAGUGGAUGGCAGGAUGAAUUCUCGAUUGAGGAUGCCAGGAUGGCAUUUCUGACUGGAGUCUUCCUUACCGAGCUCAAUCUGAAGUCUGCAGGUUGGGUCUGGCUCGGCUCCGCCGUCCGAAUAUCACAAGACAUUGGUCUACACGUUGAAAGUGGACCAUGGUCUCCAGUGGAAGGUGAGAUGCGAAGGCGUCUCUGGUACUGUAUCUACGUAUGGGAUAGAAUACUGGCCCUUGAGCUCGGCAAGCCGUUGCUCAUCAAAGACGAAGAUUAUGACACUGAAUAUCCGGAACCUGCAGAUGACGAACAGAUCACCCCUGGUGGCGUUUAUCCUACCGGACAGUCAACGCCACUUCUAGCCAUGGUCAACGUGGUGCGAUCCUUUGAAUCACUCAACCAAAUUUUCAAGUCACCAUACAUAUCACCAGAGAUUCUUCAAUCACGCGAAGAGUAUCUCCAUUCGUGCUUUUCUAUGUUUCCAAAGGGCUUUCAACCUUCCGCGGUGAAGCCACUCGAUCCUCGGACCGUUGCACCCCUGAUCUGCUUGCAGAAUGCACGUCUUAUACUGCACCGCCACAACCUGACCCCUGUGAGCCCUCCUGAUCUGCGAUUGCAGGCGAUAGACAAAUGUGUCAUGGUUGCUCGAGAUUCUGCCUCAACAAUAGCACGGUGUCUCGAUCCUGCCUUGUACCCCGAGCACGAGCUGACUGAACGGUCCCGCUUGUUAGCGGCAUCUGCAUCGACAUUACUUUGUGUGCACAUAUGGCGGUGCUUGUUGUUUCUGUUGUUCCGUGCCGAGUAUCGUCCGGCAAUUGCCUUGGUCCAAGCAGCUUCUGUCAUUGGGGGAGCUCGACGAGUCAAUCUAUGCUGUGGUCGACACUUGGAGUUCUUCCUCCGAGUGCUAUAUUCUCGACUACAACAAGGGCACUCUGGGGAUUUUGACGACGACGAGGAGAUAAUUGCGUAUGUUUCGGGCGACUUACAAUCCAACCCAGAUACCAGCUGGGUUUGGCAAGCAAGAGAGACGGGUCUGGACUCGGGCAACCUCGCAAAGAGUGCACCAGGACUGUCGUCAUACGAUCAGACGCAGUCUAGUCCAAUCAACAAGAUCGACAGUCUUGGGCUUACCGACUUGGAAGCACAAGAUUGGGGAGGCUGGGACCAGGUGGAAAGCCGUGUCCAAUUUCUACAUGAACGACACCAAAGCCAGCGGCGAAAAGCCCAGACGGCACCUCAGCAACAAGCAUCAGUCAGCCCGCCAAGCGACACCUCACGAAUGACGAUUGCAAACAUCAUUUAG